UGCGGCGUGUGCAUCAGCAGCAGCAGCAGCUUGCCUAAGCAGACGGCGGCCCGCGCCUCCCGGUCGCAUCUACCGUUUUCCUCCCUUCAUUUCCAUUCUUCGUCUCUUCCCCUUUUUUCGCGCACCCCUUUCUACCCUGCAGACGGUUCGGAGAGAUGUCCGCCAGACCCGGCUUUUACCGGCAGGAGCUUAACAAGACUGUGUGGGAGGUUCCGGAACGAUACCAGAACCUGACGCCGGUGGGCUCAGGAGCCUACGGAUCUGUGUGUUCGGCGUAUGAUGUGGUCUCAAGGCAGAAGGUUGCCGUGAAGAAACUGUCCCGGCCUUUUCAGUCUCUGAUCCACAGCCGCCGCUCGUACCGGGAACUCAGGCUGCUCAAGCACAUGAAACAUGAGAAUGUAAUAGGGCUGCUGGACGUCUUCACACCUGCUGCAACAUUAGAAGACUUCAAUGAGCUCUACCUGGUGACUAACCUGAUGGGUGCAGACCUCAAUAACAUCGUCAAAUUUCAGAGGUUGUCAGACGAGCACGUGCAGUUCUUAAUUUACCAGCUCCUCCGCGGCCUCAAGUACAUCCAUUCAGCGGGAUUGAUCCACCGAGACCUCAAGCCGAGUAAUGUGGCGGUAAAUGAGGACUGCGAGCUGAGGAUCCUUGACUUUGGAUUGGCCAGACAGACAGAUGACGAGAUGACAGGGUAUGUGGCGACUCGCUGGUAUCGAGCGCCGGAGAUCAUGCUGAACUGGAUGCACUACAAUCAGAACGUUGAUAUUUGGUCAGUGGGAUGCAUUAUGGGAGAGCUUCUGAAGGGAAAAGUCCUUUUUCCUGGCUCUGAUUAUAUUGACCAGCUGAAGAGAAUCAUGGAGGUGGUUGGGACUCCGACACCUGACUUGUUAAAGAAGAUCUGCUCUGAACAUGCACAGAAGUACAUCCAGUCUCUGCCCUUCAUGCCUCAGCAGGACCUGGAAAAGAUCUUUAGAGGAGCAAAUCCACUAGCCGUUGAUCUAUUGAAGCGUAUGCUGGUUCUGGACUGCGAUGGGAGGAUCUCGGCCAGCGAGGCUCUGUCACACCCUUACUUCUCACAGUACCACGAUCCAGAUGACGAGCCAGAGGCCCCGCCUUACGAUCAAACACUGGAGAGCAAAGACCGAACUCUAGAGGAAUGGAAAGAGUUGGUUUUCGAAGAGGUGAACAGCUUCAAAGAAUCCGGCAGCAAGACCGAUAGCCUUCAGGUGGAGCAGUAAGACUCCCUCUGCUCUACCUACACCUGGAAAAGGACCGCGAACUCAGUGAGUGGGAGAAGGACUGUGGCCAGGAAACGCUGCAUUGCCCCUGCUUCAGUGUGACUGUGUUCGAUUACCUGUCAUGAGUGUGUUUGAGCAGCAGGGUAGGACGGUCUCCACAGGAUCAGAUGCGCACAUUACAAUUUACAGGGAGCAUUUUAGAUUAAGAUAGAAGGAUCUCUCCAGUGCAGAAAGUUGCUUCCUCUUAUGUUUCCACUCGGCAAGGGUAAAAAUGAAGAACUCAACUACGUCAGGCAUCACAGGACGUGAGGACUCAUAUGAGGGAGUAACUUUAAGGAACUGAACUGUGUUAACAGACUGAUAGAAGGGUAUCGAAGGAAGAAAAAACGUACACUAGGAUUUCCAAAGCUACAGCAGGAAAACCAUCUGGUCCCUCAUCAUGACAAAUCCCAUGAGCAGUCACUGCUUACAUAUAAUGGAAUUCAUGUUUAAAGGCUUGCAGCAAUGCCACGUCAUGUCACAGAACAGCUUUAGCCUGCAUACUACUGCAUGAUUUUUGUGCAUUUUAUUAUUACAGCAUAUUACUGGUACUGUACUAUAACCAUUAAGACUGCUUAUUGCACCUGCCACACUGGUAUUAAACCGGUCUGAGGGUCAGAGAGAGGCAUUACCAGGAACGUGACCAACUUUCAACCUAGCUAUCCUUUCCGCGCAGUAAAAAAUAUAUUACAAAAGCAAACAAAAAAACUGCUCUUCUUUCUCAGAUGAAAACCAUCCGUCUCCUGUUUACAGAAUAGUAAACACCAACUGUGCUAUUAAUUAGCAAGGUAAUAGAUAUAUGCCAAAGCUGGAAGAAAAUGACCGUGCUGCAGGUCUGUGUUUACAGUGAGACCUCACUUCUCAUAUACAGUUUCCGCUGAUGGCUGAUUUCUGAUCACCUGUUGGCUUCGGCGCCACGCCAUCAGGUUUCCAUAGUUCUCUGCUGUGUCUUAUGCAGCCAUGGUUUGUGUUUACAAUAAUUAAGAUUACAGGCAUUUUGUAAACUGUUAGAAACAGUUUCCACAAUGUGUGUAACAGCACUGGACCUGUAGCUCCGUCCAAACAAUGACUGGUCAAACACUGCGACUGAUGAUUCGCAUUAAGCAGCCAUAUUUGGCUGUUGGUGGCAACCAGUGAGCUCACCAGUGAUCUGUCAUGUUUCUGCAGCUUCUUUUCAGUUUUCAGUUCGAAAUGCCUGAGUAUUAUAAAGGAAUCUAUCCAGAUUGUACACAUUCAUUAGUGACCACAGUAUUCAAGCAUUGGGAUGUUUACCUCAUGCGUGAGUAUUUCAAUGUUGCUGCAGUUCUUUGCUUAGUGCAACAUUAUUUUGCCCACAAUCAUAUCGGGAACAGGUGACAUUUGUAUAAGUAGCAUGAGCUCAAUGCUAUACAGAUUAUUACAACAAAUUGCUGAUUUCCUCACUGACAUUGUGUCAUUCAACUUGCAGCAGACUGGAGUUUUAGUUCCAUAAACUUUUUUGUUGAGGUAGAAAUAAUCUGGUUGUGUUAAACGACACUGCACAGAGCCAAAAGACCAAAUGUUUUAUGACUAAAUAGUGAACGUCUGAAAAUGUCAAGGGGUAAAGAGGAGUUCUUUGAAUAAGAAUGGAAAAAAAAUACAGUCUGGCAUGAGUCUUAUCAUGCAUCUUUAGUGUAGUGUGUAGUGUGUAGUUAACAUCUGAUCAUGUUCAAAUCUAUUUAAGAUCACACAUUAGAAAUAUCUACCCAUUUAUAAAAGACCAGUUCCUCAAACCACUUUCAAUGUGGAGCUUUUUGUGAUGCCAAAUUAAUGCAUCAAACUGCAUACUUAAACUGUCAGCUGCUGAUAAGAAUAGUACGAAAAUACUACCUAAAGUGUGGAUGAUAGAAAAUGUCUUUUGAGGUUUAAGUAGAUGCAGAUAUGAGAUGAACAAAUGGAGUGGUCAUUAACCGAUGCAAGUAGACAUUGUAGGAGAUAAAAGUGUUAUAAAUCAUAAACAGAUAUAAAUCCAAUUUAUAUUUGGCUGCCCCAGAUGUAUUCUAAACAUAAUCUGUGUACUAUGUUGAUACAAGUUGGAUAUGGAUGUUUUCUAGGUUUGUUUUUUAUCCUAAAUGACCUCUAAUGUCAAGGAGCAGCAGAAGUAGCCCUUACGUUAGCAAGCCUAGUAAGCUAGGUUGAAUUAAAUUUUUAAUACUAAUGUACUUGUAUAACAACAGUGUGGAGUACCAUGGUUGGCACUCAAGCUUGAGGUUCACUUUGCUGCAGAUAUGAGAUGAACAACAGACUAAUAAGUCAAUUUAAUGGAAUUUCACAAAUACCAGUCAGAUACCAGGGCAGUGCUAAAAAGCUCAGACAGCUCAUGAAUAAUUCUUUAUAUGACUGCUCCAGACACACCCUUAAUCUGUAUACUGCUGUAAAGCAGUGUUCAAGGUUAACUGAUCUUGUAAUGAAAAGUAGCAACACUGGUAGCUGUUUAGGUUAGCUAAAUAGCUAGCUAGCUCCGAUUUUAACCUAGUUAGUUGAAAUUAGUUGUAUGUGUGGGUAUAUAGUUUGGUGUGUUCAAAGUCUGUGCUGUCUGAAUUCAAGUUGGGUACUAAUGGCAGGUGUAAACAGGGUUAAUUAUUUAGGUUAGUUUGCCUAACUGACCUUUUAAUGCCAAGUAGCAGCACAAACAGCUCUAUUUAAUGUGUAUUUUGGUUUGUCACUCUAUCGUCGUGGAUGGAAAACUGUUUGACUCAGUGAAAUUAGAUUAUUUCUACCUCAAAGAAACAUUAGUACAACUAAACAUCAAUUUACCAUUUUGAAAUAAUUUUUACAAAAUACAAGAAAGGAAACAUAAUCUGAACUAUUUUUUUCUGUAAUGGUUCACAAUGGAGUGGUACAUGUAGCCUUUUGUGCAAGUUUGUCCAUUAACACUGGAUGCAAAAUGUCAAAGUGUGUUAGAGCUCUGAAUGUUAAAGUGUUACUUGCUUAUGUGGAUGUUGUACACGUGGUGUGGAUUUGAAUAUCAAACUGCAAACCGAAUGUAUAUGUAUACUGUAUGUAUGUAUGUUUCCAGUUAAAGGUGUCUUUUGAAUACAUGGUGGCAUGUGAUUCCGCUGUAGCCACGAGUUACAAAUCACUAAGCUGAAUGACAGCUCUUGAUUUUCAAAUGAUUCAGAUGAUUUUUGCAUUCAUCAUCAACGGGUAACAUGACUUGGCAAGUCUUGGCUUCAACAGAAUAAACACCAUCAUUUCUGUU
Messenger RNA from Seriola aureovittata, 4500 nucleotides. It is a transcript of the gene mapk11, whose product is annotated as mitogen-activated protein kinase 11. Gene Ontology annotation, molecular function: ATP binding; MAP kinase activity. Gene Ontology annotation, cellular component: nucleus; cytoplasm. The coding region runs from base 156 to 1241 and encodes 361 amino acids. NCBI's taxonomy places the organism in Eukaryota, Metazoa, Chordata, Actinopteri, Carangiformes, Carangidae. The record is from RefSeq and is a predicted model, not a curated record. Gene Ontology annotation, biological process: intracellular signal transduction; protein phosphorylation. The transcript is spliced from 12 exons.